GACUUCCUGUUAGUUGACGAGCGUUAGUACAAAAAGAGAAAAAAAAAGAAAACACAAUUCUUAGCGAAACCCUCUGGAGACUUCGAAUGCCCGCUUUGAUUUAAGCCACCGCUCGUAUGGCAACGUAGCGAUUGGUUUCAGGACACCGCAGCUGGAUGAAGUACGAGCAGCGGGACAUAAAGAGACAUUUAGAGUUUAUUGUUCUUCGCCAGCUCCCUCCAGCUAAGCGCUAGCUGCGGUUAGCUAACACACUGUGUGUGCUUAGCUUUUGAUUAGCGAGCGGCUUUAAGGGGAAACUGCUAACCUGAGCUAAAAGUCUUGACAUUUGCUGUGAGAGAAAUGGCAACGUCGGCUCUGUACGCCUGCACGAAGUGUAACCAGCGGUACCCGUUCGAGGAGCUGUCGCAGGGCCAGCAACUGUGCAAGGAAUGUCGCAUUGCACAUCCAAUAGUGAAAUGCACAUACUGCAGAUCAGAAUUUCAGCAGGAAAGUAAAACAAACACAAUCUGCAAGAAAUGUGCACAGAAUGUCAAACAGUUUGGAACUCCUAAACCUUGCCAGUACUGUAACAUCAUUGCAGCUUUUAUCGGAACAAAGUGCCAGCGCUGUACUAACUCAGAAAAGAAAUACGGACCUCCACAGACCUGUGAGCAGUGCAAACAGCAAUGCGCCUUUGACCGUAAGGAGGAAGGCAGGAGAAAGGUGGAUGGUAAACUGCUGUGCUGGCUUUGUACCCUUUCUUACCGCCGGGUUCUGCAGAAGACCAAGGAGCAGAGGAAGGGCUUUGGCUCCUCCAACUCGUCUUCACUGAAUGAGAAGGACCACCAUUCCAGAUCGCACCAUCACCACCACCACCAUCAACAGAGACACAGUAGUUCUCACCACAAACUGAGUGGAAGCUUGAGUCCUGAACAGGAGCAGGGAUUGUGGAAACAAAGCCAUAAAUCGUCGUCAAUUCAGGAGACUCCAAAAAAGAAACCAAAACUGGAGAUGAAGCCAUCUAAUGGGGACAGUAGUUCCAUCACCCAGUCUAUGGAUUCUGGAGGAACAGACAACUUCAUUCUCAUCAGCCAGCUAAAAGAGGAAGUAAUGUCACUAAAGAGACUCCUGCAGCAAAAGGAUCAAACCAUUCUAGAGAAGGAUCGAAAGCUCACAGAGCUCAAAGCAGACUUUCAGUACCAGGAGUCAAAUAUGAGGCUCAAGAUGAACCAAAUGGAGAAAGCACACAAAGAGGCAAUGGAACAGCAGCAGGCCAAGAACCGAGAGUUAAUGAAACAAGUGGCUGCUCUCUCAAAGGGAAAAAAGUUUGACAGAACGAGCAGUUCACUCCUGCUACCUUAACAAUAAGCCAACCAGUGGGUAAUGACACAGAUUGGCUUCACUGUUCCAACACUGUGAAAGUCACCCUCAGUCAUUGUCAUCGAUAUGGAGUACUUCUUAAAUGGUAAAACCAGAAACCACGAUGGACAUGGAAGUCACCUGAUGAAUUUAAGAACAAGAAAUGUUUCAUUAAAUUGCUGUCAACAUAUUUUAGAUAUUUUAUGGUGACUUUUCCACUGGAUUAUGGGAGUGGAGCACAGAGCCCUCAUUUUUUAUUAUUUUUAAUUUUUUUCAAAACACUGCCGGGCUUAAAGAACCAUGGUGUGUCUAUUUGGAUAACACUCUGUUGACUCCAUGUUUCCACUUAAAUUUUAUGGCUAUCAUGCAAUUUAUUUAUUCAACUGUACUUCUUAGAUUUUUGUUUUUUUCACAACUUAAGAAUCCCACAUUUUGGGGUUUUCUUCAAUAGCAAUUUGUUAUUUUUCUAAAUAUGAUUGUGAAAGACAAGCUCUCCUUCACGGAGACCCUGCACAACUUUCUAAUGUAUGCAAACACGGGACAGGUGACCACUGAGGUGCUGCUCAACAGUAGAGAAAUCUCAACAUCAACAGGAAAAAAAACAACCAAUGACCUUUUUGAAAGGCUGCCUGACAGGGACACUUGUUGGCUGCCCUUUUUCUCACUGUGUGACAGCUGUAGUGCUUUGCCGUUUCUCUUUAGUGGAACAGUUGUAAUAAUGCAUGGUUUUUACUGCCAUAUACAAGUUGGCAUUGUGGUCAAACUUUUUUUUUCCUUCUUUUUUAUUAGUUUUAUAAGAAUCACAUGUAAAUAUAUUACUGGGGUCAGCUAUUGUAUUUAAACUAUUGCUUGUAUCUGUUUUAGUGAACAGUAUGUGUACAGUGAGGCCAGUUUGAAAAUAACAUAUCUAUAGAAGAUGCUUUUUAAAGGAACAUGUGUCUCACCUUGCAUUGUUGGCCUGGUUUCAUACUGUGGCGUUCAGGAUCGCUUUUGUACUUUUUCCAAAUCUUGCUUUAAAAACUAUUAAACUGGUUAAACUGUUG
Thalassophryne amazonica is the source of this 2381-nucleotide messenger RNA. It is a transcript of the gene fam76b, whose product is annotated as family with sequence similarity 76 member B. The coding region runs from base 340 to 1341 and encodes 333 amino acids. NCBI's taxonomy places the organism in Eukaryota, Metazoa, Chordata, Actinopteri, Batrachoidiformes, Batrachoididae. The record is from RefSeq and is a predicted model, not a curated record. The transcript has 10 exons.